Messenger RNA from Colletotrichum tamarilloi, 492 nucleotides. RefSeq lists its product as uncharacterized. Bases 1 to 492 code for a protein of 163 amino acids. The record is from RefSeq and is a predicted model, not a curated record. Lineage: Eukaryota; Fungi; Ascomycota; Sordariomycetes; Glomerellales; Glomerellaceae. The transcript has 2 exons.
AUGCCUUCUGUGUUUCUGGUAGUCCUCACUGGUUUACUGGCUUCUCCUAUCUUAGCCAGUGUAUCAUCUUCCAACUACCUUCCCUUCGAGCUUGAAAAGCGCGACUGCGGUUUCAGCUACUGUGACUGCCAAAGAGUCCAGUGCUUUCUAGAUUUUUGCUUCGACGACCAUGUAGACCCUUGGGUUUUGGUUGACAGCGCUAUGAACGGAUACUACGGGGUAGACUGCGGCCAAUUCGAAUACUGGAAGCGCAAUGAGCCAGCUGAAUACUGCAACAAUGGUCUGCGCAAGGGCAACGCUCUUUUCUACAUUAACCGCAAAUUUGGCUCGCUUGGAAAGUCCUUUACGGUCAACUAUAAGAACACCGACCCUAAAAACCCUAAUCGUGGCUCCGUAUCUGGAUCAUGUCGCCCUGUCCAAGACGUGCAGUGUAAUUGUCACUCUCGUUACAACGCGGAGAAGCAUGACUGCUCUAGAAGCUGCGACAAUUAA